AUGUCUGCCGUCGAGAAAGACGGCCUAUCCAUGACCCAUGCCUGCGAGCGGACAGGAACCCCGGAUCUCCGUCUAAUUCACUACAAUGAUGUUUACCACGUGGAAGCAGGAUCCGCAGAGCCUGUUGGCGGCGUAUCUCGAUUCCAAUCCGUGAUUAACUAUUACCGAUCCGACGCCCGAUUCGCGGGGCAGCCGGAUCCCCUUACCUUCUUCUCCGGCGAUGCCUUCAAUCCGAGCCUCGAAAGUACUGUGACCAAGGGGAGGCAUAUGGUGCCGUUCCUGAAUAAAGCCGGGACGGACGUGGCGUGUCUAGGGAAUCACGAUCUUGACUUUGGUGUUGCACAACUGCGCCACCUGCGCAGUCAAUGCCGCUUUCCGUGGCUGCUGGCGAAUGUUCUCGAUCCCGCGCUUGGCGAGGAUGUCCCUAUCGCGAACUGUGAGAGAACGGUCAUGUUGACCUCAUCUACUGGGGUCAAAGUGGGAGUAAUUGGCUUGGGAGAACGCGAGUGGCUAGGAACGAUCAACUCCCUCCCGCCCGAUCUGAUCUAUAAAUCUGCCUCCCAAACGGCCAUCGAGCUAGUUCCGCGUCUACGAGAGCAGGGUGCCGAGAUAAUCGUCGCCGUCACCCAUCAGCGCGAACCAAACGAUUAUAAGCUGGCGAAGAGCGUCCCGGAGGGACUGAUUGAUAUUGUUCUUGGAGGCCACGACCAUUUCUACGGUCAUGCGGUGAUCAACGGCAUCCAUGUUUUGCGGUCGGGGACCGACUUCAAACAACUGAGUUAUAUUGAGGCCUGGCGCAAAGAAGGCGGAUCUGGCUGGGAUUUCAACAUCGUUCGGCGGGAUAUGUAUCAAUCCAUUCCCGAAGAUCCUUCUACGGUGACGCUGGUUGACAAACUCACGUCUAGUUUGAAGUCCAAGCUUGAGAAACCUAUUGGAUACACGGCACGGCCGCUAGAUGGGCGGUUCUCGACGGUUCGACAGAAAGAGUCCAACCUAGGCAACUUUGUCUGUGACCUGAUGCGAUUCUUCUACAGCGCUGAUUGCGCCAUCAUGGCCGGUGGAACCAUCCGAGGUGACCAAAUCUACCCUCCGGGCAUCUUACGGUUGAAAGAUAUUCUGAAUUGUUUCCCGUUCGAGGACCCAGUUGUUCUGCUGCGUGUGUCGGGCCGCGCAUUGAUGGACGCCUUGGAGAACGGCGUUAGCCUGCUUCCAGCUUUGGAAGGGCGUUUCCCCCAGGUAUCGAACAUCUCGUUCAGCUAUGAUCCGUCCGGCCCACCGGGAUCCCGCAUCAACUGGGCCAAAGUUGGAGGCGCGCCUAUCCAGUUCAAUCGCACUUACACCAUGGCCACACGUGGCUAUAUGGCCCGCGGAAAGGACGGCUUUGCAUCAUUGCUCGUGAAGUCCGCUGGUGGAGAGGUAGAAGAGAUCGUGGACGAGGAGAGCGGAGUCUUAGUGAGCACUCUGCUUCGGCAGUACUUCCUGAGUUUGCGAGUGAUGGGCAAGUGGCAACGCUUCAGUAAAAGCAUGACACGGCACUGGACCGACGUGCACAAAAACCUGCACUCAAACGGAUGGCUCAAACCGGCCUCGUCCAGCACGUCUCCGGUGUCGGAGAAAAUCCCCUACACGCUGCGGCGCCCGUCGUUGAAGCGCAGCAAGCAGUACCACUACGGACGAUUCGCCGAUGUCGACAAGGACAGCGGGACCGAUAGAAGCGGCGAAGACGAGGACAUGGACUCUGAUUCGGACACUGACCCGGACAUUCUGACCUCUCCGCAGCCGACGACCAACUACGUGACGCUGCCGGCGCGGUCCUCGGUCGAGGAAGAACACCGACUGCGCAUCGCGCGAUGGGCCACGCGGAAAUGGAUGCGCAAGGCUGGAUUGCAGCCAUCCACGGUGGAAGAUGUCGACGAAGGACCAGGCGUCACGCCAACUUGGACACCAGGAAUUGCGCCCCGACUAGAGGGACGGAUCAUGAUCGAGGGACCGAAAUAA
This is a messenger RNA of Aspergillus melleus, 1998 nucleotides long. RefSeq names its product putative 5'-nucleotidase. The record is from RefSeq and is a predicted model, not a curated record. The transcript has 4 exons. Bases 1 to 1998 code for a protein of 665 amino acids. NCBI's taxonomy places the organism in Eukaryota, Fungi, Ascomycota, Eurotiomycetes, Eurotiales, Aspergillaceae. Gene Ontology annotation, biological process: nucleotide catabolic process. Gene Ontology annotation, molecular function: hydrolase activity.